Quercus robur (English oak) is the source of this 2444-nucleotide messenger RNA. RefSeq lists its product as uncharacterized. The coding region runs from base 141 to 2141 and encodes 666 amino acids. The transcript is spliced from 19 exons. Gene Ontology annotation, cellular component: cytosol; ribonucleoprotein complex. Lineage: Eukaryota; Viridiplantae; Streptophyta; Magnoliopsida; Fagales; Fagaceae. The record is from RefSeq and is a predicted model, not a curated record. Gene Ontology annotation, molecular function: GTPase activity; GTP binding.
AAACCCUAUCACUAUCGGUCACACCCCAGAACUCUUAAACCCUAUCACUCACUGCUACAGAUGCAGUACAACAACCACAGCUUAAUAACUUGAUACUAUUACUACAAACACAAGGAGCUCUGCCAUUUCUGUUAUACGAAAUGGCGGGUUCACUGCUCCGCUCACUCUGGUCCUCCACUCGCAGAUCCCUCUCUUCACCUCCUCCGCUCAAACCCCACUCCCUCUUCCUACGCGCCUUCUCCUCUUCUUCCGCCUCCGCCUCCGCCUCAUCCGCCGCCGUAUCCCCAAUCGGCGCACUCGACCCUAGCCGGCUCCGCAACGUGGCCGUGAUAGCGCAUGUCGACCACGGCAAGACCACCCUCAUGGACCGCCUUCUCCGCCAGUGCGGCGCCGAUAUCCCCCACGAACGCGCCAUGGACUCCAUCAGCCUCGAGCGCGAGCGCGGCAUCACUAUCGCCUCAAAGGUUACAUCUAUUUUGUGGAAUGAAAAUGAGCUAAACAUGGUUGAUACUCCUGGACAUGCAGAUUUUGGCGGUGAAGUUGAACGAGUUGUUGGUAUGGUUGAGGGAGCAAUUUUAGUAGUAGAUGCUGGAGAGGGUCCACUUGCUCAGACAAAGUUCGUUCUUGCAAAAGCCUUAAAGUAUGGGUUGCGCCCUAUUCUUCUUUUGAACAAAGUAGACCGACCUGCAGUUUCUGAGGAGAGGUGUAAUGAAGUCGAAAGUCUGGUGUUUGAUCUAUUUGCAAAUCUUGGUGCAACAGAGGAGCAGCUAGACUUUCCAGUUCUUUAUGCUUCUGCUAAAGAAGGAUGGGCUUCUGCUAGUUUCACCAAAGAGCCUCCUGCUGAUGCAAGAAAUAUGUCACAGUUGCUUGAUGCCAUCAUAAAAUAUGUUCCUCCUCCUACAGCUAAUAUUGAUGCACCUUUCCAGAUGCUGGUUUCAAUGAUGGAACGUGACUUCUAUCUUGGAAGAAUAUUAACUGGACGCGUUUCUUCUGGAAUCAUUCGUGUCGGUGACAGAGUCCAUGGACUUCGAAAUAAAGAUUCUGGAGUUGAGAAAAUUGAAGAAGCUAAGGUGGUGAAAUUAAUGAAAAAGAAGGGUACGGCCAUAGUUCCAAUUGAUAGUGCUGGAGCAGGUGAUAUAAUAUCAAUGGCCGGUUUGGCAAGUCCAUCAAUAGGCCAUACAGUGGCAAAUGUGGAGGUUAUGAUGGCAUUGCCCACUGUUGAGUUGGAUCCCCCAACCAUUUCUAUGACUUUUGGAGUCAAUGACUCUCCAUUGGCUGGUCGUGAUGGUACCCAUUUGACUGGAGGGAGGAUUGGUGAUCGGCUAAUGGCUGAAGCAGAAACAAAUCUUGCCAUAAAUGUUCUUCCAGGCUUAUCAGAGUCAUAUGAAGUUCAGGGGAGGGGAGAACUUCAACUGGGUAUCUUAAUUGAGAAUAUGAGGCGUGAAGGAUUUGAACUAUCUGUCUCACCUCCAAAGGUCAUGUAUAAAGCUGAAAAGGGUCAAAAGCUGGAGCCAAUUGAAGAAGUCACUAUUGAGGUAAAUGAUGAGCAUGUGGGGUUAAUAAUGGAAGCCCUAUCUCAUAGGCGAGCUGAGGUUAUUGACAUGGGUCCUGUCCCGGGAAAUUUUGGCAGGACUAGGUUGUCUUUAACCUGUCCUUCCAGGGGUCUUGUUGGUUACAGAAGUGUGUUUAGCAGCGAUACACGUGGAACUGGAUUCAUGCACCGUGCUUUCCUGACCUACGAAAAAUAUCGUGGUCCUCUUGGAAAUGUUCGGAAAGGAGUAUUGGUAUCAAUGGGCUAUGGUACAAUUACAGCUCAUGCACUGAUGAGUUUAGAAGCUCGUGGAACUCUCUUUGUGACUCCUGGGAUGGAGACAUAUGAUGGCAUGAUUGUUGGUGAACAUUCACGGGAUACAGAUCUAGAUAUCAAUCCAAGUAGGGCUAAAGAACUUACUAAUGUGCGUGCUGCUAGCAAGGAUGAGAAUGUGAGGCUAUCACCACCUCGUCUAAUGACUCUUGAAGAAGCCAUUGGCUAUGUAGCUUCUGAUGAGCUUAUUGAGGUAACACCAAAGGCCAUUCGGUUAAGGAAGAAAUACCUGGAUGUUAACAAGCGUAAAACCAUGAGUAAAAGGCCAAAGGAGUGAAGCAUUUUUUCUUGAUACAGUUUUGUAACCUUAUUAUUAUUAUUGAUUGCACCAUGAGCAAGCUAGCAUCUCCUUCCCCCCCAACAUAAGAAUGAGGCGAAGGGUGCGAUAGUGACCAGAUUUAAUGGAUGCAUGUGUAACUUACCAAUCAAUAAGAAGAAAAAAAAAAGAAAAAAAAAGAAAAGAAAAGUAGGGUAGUUUUUGUACUAAAUUCUUUUUGUUUGCCACAGAUUAGGUGAUAUGGAACAUUGAAAUCAUAUUUCAUAAAUGAUGAGCGAGAGUUGAUGUAUUUAUAAGAAUCAA